This is a messenger RNA of Vidua chalybeata, 6100 nucleotides long. It is a transcript of the gene IGFBP5, whose product is annotated as insulin like growth factor binding protein 5. The transcript is spliced from 4 exons. NCBI's taxonomy places the organism in Eukaryota, Metazoa, Chordata, Aves, Passeriformes, Viduidae. The record is from RefSeq and is a predicted model, not a curated record. Gene Ontology annotation, biological process: regulation of insulin-like growth factor receptor signaling pathway. Bases 1192 to 2001 code for a protein of 269 amino acids. Gene Ontology annotation, cellular component: extracellular region. Gene Ontology annotation, molecular function: fibronectin binding; insulin-like growth factor I binding; insulin-like growth factor II binding.
CGGGGUUUGAAGCCCAGAAGUCAGGAGCUGCGCACCCCACCCCCACGGCCCGAGCGCGCACUGAUAGGGCCCUCGCUGCUGGCACCUAGUCAAGCUGAGGUGUCAUUGGGAUCUCAAAUUGCAGCGAGGGGCUGGCAGGCAGCCAGAGGCAGUCUAUUUAAAAGACAGCCUGUUCUGCAGUAUUCAGUCUCUUUAGAAACUUCUCCAGGGGAAAAGUGUUGGGAGAUCUACAAAGUGGAUUUUUUUUUUCCUUUUUUUCCUUUCCCCCUGAUUUUUUACCGCUCCUCUGCCGACUUUGCAACAAAACACUCCAACUUUGCAGAAAACUUUUUUUUUUUUUUUUUUUUUUUUUACUCUUUUGGUGUUUUUUUUUUUUUUCUUUGCAAAUCUUGGAAGAGGAAAGCGGGAGAGUUGAACAGAGCCGAUCGAAACACAACUUUGCUUCAUACCAAGCUUCCCAGCAGCUCGCUGCGUCGGGAGAGACUUUUCCUCCUGCAGAAGAAGAGGGAGGGGAGGGGAGCUUUGCAUCCCCUCUUACUUCUCCUGCGGUUUUUUUUUUUUUCUUCUCCUCUUGAUUGCUUUGAUGCAUUAUUAGCAGGACACUGGUUUUCAAGGAACUUUGCUCCCUUCCCAACCUGCCUCCUCCCAGCCCUUUGGGAAGAGUGUAUGUGUGUGUGCGCGUGAGUGAGCGAGUGUGUGAAAUCGCCGUCCCACCUCCCCAAACACCCCUGCUCCCCCACGCCUCCCCCUGCAACCUGUAGGCUGUGCAACCCCUGCAGGCUUCGCUCCCUUUCCCCCCUCCUUCCCUCCCUCUUUUUUGCGCUCCCGCGGAUCGCGGUGCGAAUUCCCCAUUUCGAGGCGAGAAAAAGCUGAAAGGAGAGACGGGGAGGGGGGAGAAAAAGACAAAAAAAGGAAAUCUAGACGUCCCCCCUCUCCCAACGCCAAAAGAAAAGCAGAAGGGUCUCGCACCCCGAGAAUAACCCCCAGAGUGAGGCGCUUGCAAGCAGGGGCUGCGCUUUCCUUUUUGAAUUUUAGUUUUUAAAAUUCUUUAAUUUUUUUAUUUUAUUUUUUUCUUUUCUUUUUUUUUUUUUUUUUUUUUUUCUUUUUUGGCCCCCGAAGGGGCAAGCGGAAAGGCAGCGCCGCCCGCUCCCGGCAGCCCCCCGCGCCCCGUCCCGCAGCAUCCCCGCCGCGAUGCUGCUGCGGCUCCUGGUGCUGCUGGGCGCCUGCCCGGGGCUGUCGCGGUGCCUGGGCUCCUUCGUGCAGUGCGAGCCCUGCGAUGCCAAGGCGCUGUCGCUCUGUCCGCCGCCGCCGCUGGGCUGCGAGCUGGUGAAGGAGCCGGGCUGCGGCUGCUGCCUCACCUGCGCCCUGCCCGCCGGGCAGCCCUGCGGCGUCUACACCGAGCGCUGCGCCCGCGGGCUGCGCUGCCUCCCGCGCCAGGGCGAGGAGAAGCCGCUGCACGCCCUGCUCCACGGCACCGCCGUCUGCCUCAGCGAGAAGAGCUACCGCGAGCAAGCCAAGGCCGAACGGGAGUCCCGGGAGCAUGAGGAGCCAACCACGUCGGAGAUGACAGAGGAGACCUACCCGCCCAAGGCCUACCGGCCCAAGCACGGGCGCCUCUCUGAGCUCAAGGCUGAGGCCCUGAAGAAGGACCGCCGGAAGAAGCUGACCCUGGCAAAGUUCGUGGGCAUGGCUGAGAACACGGCUCACCCUCGUGUUGUCAUCCCCGAGCUCCGGCAGGAGUUUGAGCUGGGCCCGUGCCGCAGGCACAUGGAGGCGUCCCUGCAGGAGCUGAAGAGUAGCCAGCGGAUGGUCCCCCGCGCUGUCCACCUCCCCAACUGUGACCGCAAGGGCUUCUACAAGAGGAAGCAGUGCAAGCCCUCCCGGGGCCGGAAGCGUGGGUUGUGUUGGUGUGUGGACAAGUAUGGCAUGAAGCUGCCAGGGACUGACUUCCUGAGCGGAGACCUGCAGUGCCACGCGUUCGACAGCAGCAAUGUGGAGUGAAGCCACGUCCCCUCCCUCCACCCCAUCACUAUCUAUCCAGACUCCCUUCCACCCUCCCCUCCGCACCUUCCCACGCCCCGGGACUCCGAUUCCUUUCAUCUCAUGUAAGACGAAAAAAAGAAAGGAAAAGAUAAAAGAGAAAGGACGAAAAAUGAAAAAAACAGAAAGGGAAAGAAAGAAAGGAGAGAAGUAAGGAAAGGAAAAGUAAAAAGAGAGAAAAGAAAGAAAAAAGAGAAAAGCAAAAAGAAAAUUAAAAAAGAGAAGAAAAGAGAAAAGAAGAGAAAAAGUAAGAAGAGAAAAGGAAAAAAAGAGAAGAGAGAAAAAUAAACCCUGAAGAAACUGAGGACUCGGAAUCUACAACAGCCUUUUGACAACAAGGACUCAGCAAGGAAAGGAUAGAGCCAGAGACAAACCAGCCAUGGCCACUCUGCCGUCCUGCACCUCUCCCCAAUGCUGCCUGCACCCCUCUGCCACAAGCAGAGGUCACCCCGAUGUAGGAAGCUCUCCAAGUUGCUGAUUUUCCAGUACGGGUUUUGGGCAGGUUCAUUUUUAUUUUUAUAUUUCUUUCAUGUUAGCUUUCAGUUGAUUUCUGAAGGGUCUUGAGGAGAAAAUCUUGUGGCCACCAGCACUCCCCUUGCAGUCCUCCAGAGUGUCCUCCCCAUGUUGCUGGGACUCAAGUUGAUUUCCAUCUCAAAUGACUGCCCCCAAUCCAGGCAGAUUCAGCAAGGGAGGAGACGUGGGACUGUUCAUUUUGUCUCUGGAGAUAAGCUGGGGAGGGAAACACAGGUCCUGCAACAGCACAAAUACCCCCAGAAAGUAUCUGUGGACUUCAAAAUAAACCAUCACAAAAGGAAAUACAGUCUUCCCUGUCCAGUUCAUCUUGAUUGGAAGGUCAGAAAUUUUCUUGGACAAGCAGUCCUCUGACCUUUGCCCAUCCAGGUGUGAAAGUGUUCGUCACCUGCAUGCACCUGUGUGUGCAUUGAUGUGGCUUUCCCUCCUUGCAACACUUCACCUUGAAAUCUGGAGGUUUCAAUGUAAUAUGCAAUUGGGGGAUAUGCUGCCCCUCCCAAAAACAAAUAACAACCUGCUGGAUUAAGCACAGAAGCAGAGUUAUGGAGGAGCAUCGGUGCCUGUGGAAUCAGGGCCUCAUCAAUACUGAGGACUGCAUCACUGUUCAGACUGAAGUAUCCCUACAUGGGGACAGGGGAAUCACGGCCAAAACUCUUCACCACCCUUUGCCACCACAAAGACGACCAACUAUGGAGUUUUUUUUUUUUUUUUUUUUUUUUUACACAGCCGAAAAUGUGGUUUGCUCCAGGGGGAAAAAAACCCCAAACCUCCACUUUGUUUCAUCUUGAUUUUUGUUAAGGCUGGUUUAUAGCUUUCCCCAUGGGUAGGAAAACGCCAUCCUUUUGCAUUGAGGAUACUGUUCACAUUGCCACGGCUGAUUCCUACCACCCUGCAGUAAGAUCCUGUGAUGGGCCCUUGCCUUUAACCUGGGACCCAGCUCCUUUUUGAGUGACAGCAGCCACUGCACCAUGGAGACCAACUGCCUUGUGCAUGCUGGGACAGCCCUCGGUUGCCUUCCUAACUCAUUUGUUGUUUAUAACAUUUGCGUUUGAUUUUGGGACUCUCGCUUCUUGCUUAUCCCUGACAAGGGUCUCCAUGAUGUUGGUGCUGGGAGGAGAUCCUGCAGCAAAUGGAAGGAAAGAAAGGAAAGGGAGCUGUGGGGUCUGGGUGCUGUGGUGGGGAAACACACCCGCUGGGAGCCACAUUCUACUGCCAUGGCUGGAGGUGGCAGCCAGCACUGGCCAAAGGACACAGCUGAUCUCAGGUGGAAGGUUCCUGAACCCCAUAUCUCUCUGAGCUUCCUGAACCUGGGCAGAGAAAAAUGGAGGUCCACAGCACCACUGGGGCCCCACCAGUGGGGAUGGGACAAAGGGGUUCUGGAGAAGGCUUCUUGCCAUCACAGGUUGAGAGCCCUCAUAGCCUCUCAUGAGAUGACAUUACUCCCAUAAGCAUCCCGUGGGCUCCCCACCAGGACGUUACCCUGAUGGAGGGCAGAACUGGACACCUGUGGUUAUUUCUCUCCAAGUGACAGUGGGGGCAAGUUUUGCCCAUGGACUUUGACAGAGACCCAGCAGAAGACAUUUCGUCCUGGGGGCAAAGCACCUUCCCAUGCUGAAAAGAAGGAAGUGUGCUAUCAAUGUAGAUGUACCCCCAAAAAGGCCUGUUGGGAGUGGGGUAACUCCAUGUUGUUGGAGGGGAGCAUGGUGGGGGCUGAGAGAGGGACCCCUCCAGGCUCUGCAGGCCUGAUGGAGCAGGGUUGGUUUAACCAGAGUGGUGGGUUAAUGCUGGGAUGCAAGUGGAGUGAAGAAUGGGGUGAAGACAGCAGGAGGAGGAGCUUGUGCUAACCCCAAGGGCCACUGGACACCAUUGUUGACACUGUCCGCUUGCUGAUCCCUGUGCAAAACCUCCUGACUGUCAUAGGCCAGUACCACCUUUCCCAGGACCCUUCCUUCCUCCUCUCUUCCUCUUUCUUGCUUUUUUUUUUGUUUGUUUGUUUGUUUUGUUGUUUAAUUUCCCAAAACUUGAAAGCCUUUGGCUGCAGAGAAAGGAGACGCCCCCGGGGUGGGAUGGGAAGGGCAUCAGACCCCCAUGGACCUUGCCUUUUGGCAAGGAUGUUUUUGCAGCAUGAGGGUUAGCUCACAGGGCCCCAUGGUGAUGUCACAAUGUGUGGCCCUGGGAGCCCAGAGUACCAAAAUCCAUCCCACACAGCCUCCCUCACUCCUGCACACCCCAUGCUGGGAUGGCAUUGCCUGUCCUGUCCCCAUGAACCUGGGGGAAGGAUGAUGGACAUUUGGGGUUUAUCACCCUCACUCCCCAGAUCACCUCGGCUCCCAGGAUGGGGCACCAGUGACCCUCCCAGCUGCCCACUCCCUUAAGGAUCCCCAGCAGGACGAGGCUGUUUACAGGCUGCACUAAUAUUUAGGACUGGGGUUGGAGCCUGGUUGGGCUGGGAAUGAGAGUGACUUCAGGAGGGCUUGGUCACCCUCUGGGGUGGCAGUGAUGAUUCUCAGUGAUUCUCAGCACCCAGCAGCACCCCUCUGCAUUUAGGAUGAGAGAACCAGAAGGGGCAGAUUUGGAAGCUGGGAGGGUUGAGGCACACCAGGAGAUGCUGGCAAAUUUGUGCAUCAGGGGGUCGUGAGGCUCAGGGUCUCUGGCUAUGGUAUUUGUGCUGAGCCCACGUUGGUAUCCAGGAUAUGAGUUGGGAAGGAGAGGACAAGGAUGGCUCAGGACAGCCCUUCCAUCACAUCUGCCCGGGGAGCGGCGCUCAGUGGCUGGGCUACCCCUUGUCUGUACUGCAGUGGACUUCGAAAACCACUAGUACAAGAGCAUUUUGCACUAUUUCUCCGCUCUCUCCCCCCUUCCCCUUUUCUUCGCCUUCCCCAUGAAAAUUCUUUACUGUUGGUUUAGUUUUCUUUUUUUUUUUUUUUGUUUUGUUUUGUUGUCAUUGUUGAUUUUUUUUCCCCAAAUGGAGCAUUGUAUAUUUAAAGAACAGUCAGUUCGCCUCACUUCCAGACCGCUGUCCUGGCCUUGGCUAGGAGCCCUGCCUGCUGUGGCCCCCUCCCCAGCCCCACCAGCUGCCGCCACUGCCACCGGGACAGACGUCACCGCGCACGUUACCCACCGUUGUAACACAGUUGUUAAAACACACCAGAUUCCGAGUUUCCUGCCUGGUUUUUAUCUUUAAGCAAUACUCACUACACAUUUUACGGUAGCUUUUUAUAGCUUUACAUACAUACGGUAGCUCUGUUGUUUCGUUUUGGUUUUGUUGUUUUGUUUUUUUUUCCAGUAAACAAGAAAUACUCAUAAUCUUACUGGUGGGAAAAAAAAAAAGCAGUUUGUGAAAAACUGACAAUGGAAGAAGAGCUUAAUGCUCUGUUUAGCAUUUUGUACUUAAAAAAAAAAUCUCACAUUUUAUUAAAAAGUGAAGAUUGCUGUAUACUAUUUAUUCAACUUAUAAUUUAUGUUACUCUUUGAUCUUUGUCUUUUCUCAUGACAAAGCAUUUAUUUAAUAAAGUUAUGCAUUCAGUUA